Molecule: messenger RNA, 5438 nt
Organism: Spodoptera litura
Lineage: Eukaryota; Metazoa; Arthropoda; Insecta; Lepidoptera; Noctuidae
Gene: vap
Product: RAS p21 protein activator vap
Biological process (GO): regulation of GTPase activity
Molecular function (GO): protein binding
Source: RefSeq, a predicted model, not a curated record
UUUUCAUUCUAUUUAUUUUAUCAUCUGUGUUGCGGGCGUAUCGAAUGGAAACUGAUUCUUGACUUGAAAUAAAAUUUGUAAUAAAAUAAUUAUUUUGUCAUAUUAAGUGUGUUCACAGAAACUGUUUUGUAUAUGCAGCGAAAUAAUGUAUUAAAAUCGAACAAUUGCCUUUAGUUGCAUCCGUUUUGUAUUAGUUUCAAGUACGGUCAAUUAUUAUCUUUUUUUUCUAUUGUAAACACGUUUGAGAUAUUUCCUAAAAAUUUAUAUCGCUCUGUUCCUGAAUAAACUAUGAGUCACUGGUUUGGUUCUAACGCAUACAAGUGAAGUGUUUCGGAAACAAAUUAUUUGUGUUUUGAAAGAUGGCCGAUUUAAUUCGGGCUAUGGGAGCUCCGAUCGGACCCCCAGUAAAGGAUAAGCUGGGGUCUCCUUCGACGGAGUCCGAGGAUGGCGGGGGUGAUAUCGCAGAGUUAGCGGCAGAUUUGGAGCUGGAUGAAGCUGAUGGGCCCAGCACUAAUGGUGAGAGACAAGCUGUGCUAGCUCCACCGGAGACUGAAUGGUAUCAUGGUCGGCUGGAUAGAUAUACUUCCGAAGAAAGGCUUUGGGCUGCAGGAAAACUUGGCAGUUAUCUUGUACGAGAGAGUGAUCGAAAACCAGGAUCCUAUGUCUUGAGUUACUUGGGCCGCACUGGAAUCAAUCAUUUCAGAAUAACAGCGGUAUGUGGCGACUAUUAUAUCGGCGGUCGUCAGUUCGAUUCACUGACGGAGCUGGUGGGCUUCUACAGCCACUGCUCGGAUCUCCUGAAGAGGGAAAGGCUUGUGGAACCUGUGCCACCACCUGAACCUGUCAAUGAUAAAAAGAGAGUAGUAGCCAUACUGCCUUACACGAAGAUGCCGGACACGGACGAGUUAACCUUCCAAAAAGGUGAUAUAUUCUUCCUCCACAACGAUAUGGGGGAUGGCUGGCUCUGGGUCACUGCUCAUAGAACUGGCGAACAAGGAAUGAUCUUCAGAGAGUUGGUAGAGGACCUUGAUCCUUCAAUCGAUCCUAACACUGUCUUCUCAUGGUUCCAUCCGAACUGCACCAAAAGUGAAGCAGUCGACAUGCUAGUCAAGGCUGGUCCAGGAAGCUUCCUCGUCAGACCCUCGGACAACUCACCCGGAGACUACUCCUUGUUCUUCCACAUCAACAACCAGAUUCAAAGGUUCAGGAUAGAGAAGAAAGGAGUCAGGUAUCUCAUGGGAGGCAGGACCUUCGAAUGCUUGGAUGCUGUCAUCAAUAGGUACAGGAAGGAGCAGAUUGUUGAAGGACAUACUUUAGGACAACCGCUGAUUGCAGAAGGCCAUGUGAUUGAACCGCAACAGAACACAACUGGGGCAGCGGCUGAGAAGAUUUACGCUACACUGCGGGAAUGUCGUGACCAGAUAGGCCUCAAGAAGACCAAAGGCAUCAAACACCAAGGCUACUUAAACAAGAAGUCGGAUAAGGGAGCCAAGAAAUGGAAGGCUUUGUACUUUGUCCUUCUGCAAGAGGGGACUGACACGCAUCUGUACUUCUAUGACUCUCCAAAGAGGACUAAGCCUAAAGGACUGAUUGAUCUCUCCUGUGCCUAUCUAUAUCAGUGCCACGAAUCGCUCUGGGAGCGUGAAUUUUGCUUCCAACUAGUCGAGCGAGCGUUGCCUUGCUUGUCGACCCAUACUUUCCUCGCGGCUAACUCCGCCAGCGAGGAACGCGCCUGGCUCGAUGCCUUACGACCACUCUGUGUGCCUCAGCAAGCUAGACAUCAGUGCAAGGUGGCCCGCGUGGUGUGGCUCCGAGCGCUGCGCGUCCGUUGCCUGACGGCGCACCGUCUGCCGGCGCGGCUGGCGCCCCGCCCGCACCUGCGUCUGGCACUGGGCGCCGCCCCCGUCGCAUCCACUAAACCACGCCCAUCUCCAGACCCACACUGGGAUGAUGAAUUCGUUUUUGACGAUGUGCCUCCAGAUGUAACUUCCUUCACGAUCACUGUUCAUAAUACGGGCAAGAGAGGAAAGGAAUCUGAGGUUGCGGAAUUAACCAUCGAACUAGCGAAUCUCGCGAAUGGCGAAGAAAUCGAAGAAUGGUAUCCCCUGGCGGGCAUGACUCCGAUCGGAGAAUGGGGCUCUCUAAGAUUGCGUAUAAGAUAUAUGCAAGAACUGGUAAUGCCUCGAGAGGAGUACAAUCCAUUGCGUCAACUUCUACUGGAGCCGGGUCUACCAGCUGUCAAAGCUUUGGCGGAUCUUUGCCGUACUGACAGACAACCGUUGGCUACUUCGCUGCUGCACGCGUUCACGGAGUGCGGGCGCGGCGCGGAGCUGGCGCGCGAGCUGGUGAGCGCCGAGGUGGCGCGCGAGACCGACCACCGCGCCAUGUUCCGCGCCGCCUCGCUCGCCACCGCGCUCGUCGACGAGUUCAUGCGGGCGCACUGCAAGCCGUUCCUGCAAGCGGCGAUUUCGGAAACCGUUCAGAGAUUAAUCGACGCGAAACAAUCGGCUGAAUUGAAUCCUACGAAAAUGGACUCACCCGACGAUGCGUGUAACAACGCUGAAUUCCUUCUCAUGAUACUCGAUCAGAUAACUCUGUCGAUCUUCACGUCCCCGGAGGCGUGUCCCCGGCCGGUGCGCUACCUGUGUGGCUGCCUGCAGCGCGCCGCCGUCGCCAAGUGGCCCAAUGAACGCUUUGUUAGGACCAGGGUCGUCUCCGGCUUCAUCUUUCUCCGCCUGAUCUGCCCUGCACUAGUAGAGCCCCGUGGCUGGGGCCUGGUGUCUAGCUCCCCGCCGGCGCACGCGCAGCGCUCGCUGCUGAUGGUGGCCAAAUGUCUGCAGAACCUCGCCAACCUUGUGGAGUUUGGGGCCAAGGAGCCAUAUAUGGAAGUAGUCAAUCCAUUUAUUCUCAAGAACAAGGAGCGAAUGGUCGUGUUCUUGGAUCAGUUGAGCAAUGUGCCUGACCCUGGAAACCCACCACCAAAUACCAACAACAAUUUUGAUAUUGCUAAAGAACUAGCAACUCUGCAUCACAUAUGCGUCUCUCACCUGACUGAGUUGCAAGGACUGGCGAAGACUCAGCCGGCUAUAAGGAAACUGGUGACAGUCACUGAGAUGCUCACCAAACACAAGCAUAAGUAUCUCGAGAUGAUCAGAUAGGAUACAACUACUUAUACACAGGGUAACAAGCAGUAAUUGUAUCGGACUAUCGAUAAAGGUAGCGGCAGACGUAAGUCUUCCGAUGUAGGAAUAAGGAAUUUCCCAUAGUCGUUCAUGCAUAGUCAUUGUUAGCUUUAGUCUUAUUACUUUAUACGACAAACUAAGCGUACAUAUUUAGUUUCAAGCUUAUUCGUGCCAAAAGUUUACUUUAUUAAGUGCAUUUUACAUACACUUAUAAAUCCACUGACAUUGAUGCGAUUUUAUUUAAAAAAAAAAUAAUAAAUAAAAAUUCUGCUCUCUAGUAUUACGUAAGACUUAUUUAUUGAUUUUGUUUAAAUCAAACGAUAAAAAUAUGAUCAAACCUUCAUAUACUUAAGUUAAAACGAGCAUUUAUUUUAGUUAUAAGAAUAAUCGAGCACAAUAUGCUCUAUUUAUAUUAUAAUUCAGUAUUUAUUUUUACUGAGAGGUCUUCUUUGAUUGAGGUAGCUGCGUCUUUUGUGCUACAAUAAGAUUAUACGAUUAUAUUCUUAGGCGUCAAAGUUCGCCAGCAAUAAUGAAGUGAGAACAUCGUAAUUAUGAGAAUACCUCUUACUGAAAAUGCUUUAAAUCGUAAAGAAUAGAAUUAAUAUUAAUUAAUCCUUUUAUACUAUUCGAUUAUUUAGAUUUUUUGUAAUUUAUAGUCCGAUUAUUUUCGUAGUGUAUCUAGAUGUAGAUAGCUUUAGGAGUAAAGCUCGACCAUCAUUCUUAAGACACCAAAAAUGUACUAGGUAAAGUGUAUGAAUGUGAUAGACGUGAGUCGUGACUCAUAGACUGGUGUUGUUUGCUAAAUUACAUUUUUGAAUGUUGCACUUACAAUCAUUGCUGUGCACCCAACUAUAUUGAUUCUCUGUGAUAAUGUCUCAAUACUUUUUCAUUAAAUUUUGCAUUUUUUUUAUAUGAAUAAUGAUUUUAUUCAAACUUUGAUUUUAUAACUUAGGAAUUUUAUUACAAUUUUAGGGUGCCUACAGAUUUGUGUAGUUUAUUCAAAUAUUGUAAGUAAAUUAGACAAAUCUGUAAAUGACUUGAACUCGUUCCAUACUUCCUACCCCUCCUCUUGCUCAAUAAAUGUGUUGUUAUUGUAGACAGUUUAUAUUUCUAGUGCCAUAUAUUCUGUACUUAUUAUACUCGCACUCGCUUUCACAUCACAAUUUGAUUAAGCUGCUAUUUUAAAUCUCUGCAGAUUUUAAUAAAAUACAAGUACGAAGGCGACGCGACGCUAGUUUCAAGUAUUUCUAAUAUAAUUUAUUUACUUCAUAAUAGACGUAAAAGACAGAAUCAGAGAGCAUUGUUAAAGUAUAUUGUGAGUAUUAUUAUACUUAAUUUAUUUUUGUAAAAUGAAUUUAUUUAAUUGCAAACGGAUAUUGAUUUUAAUUAAGGAUUUGUUAUGAAACCGCCUUUUUAUUGUUAUUAUGGCUUUUUAAUACUGGAUAGUUGUACAAUCGUGGGUUAUUCUCAAAUGACUGCAAAACGCGCAUCAAUGCAUCGAAGUUGAUUUAUUUAUUUAGUUGUAGCUUGUAGGAGUAGUGGAUGUGUCGUCGCUGUAUUUAAGUGUGUUUAGCUUACGUACGAUAGGACAAUGUCUAGACUGAAUUAAGCCCAAUUAGACAUGAUAGUAUUAUGUAUUAUGCACUAGAUUUUCCACAAAAUUGUAACAAAAAGUGAUAAGAAUUUGCAAUAUUCGGCCGAUUUGAUAAAAAUUUUGUACUGAAAUUCAGAGAUUAUAUCCAUAGCAUAGGCGUUGAUAUUGUUAAUAUUUUGAAACAUUUUACAAUGCUUAUGUUUAUUUUAUUACAUUUUUAGGCAUAUUGACGAAGUUUAUAGGCUUAUUGGAAUUGCCGUUAGCACAGAUCACCAAUUGAAGUUAUUUGAUAAUGUCAUUGGUUCUAUGAUUAUUAUUUGAGACUAAUGAAUAUUUAUACUGAUAUGUUAAUUUAUAAUUCAAUGUAAUAUUUGCAAGCAUGUUUAUUGAAUCACAGUUUUAUUAUCGGCACAGUUUGUAAAGUGAUUGCACUAGUUAAUACCUGCAUAUCACUCGGCUGAUGCUUACACUCGCUGUUUAUAUUAUUGAAAGCAUUUAUUUGUUUCAUUAUGGUUAUUCAGUUAUGAGAAAAUUAUAACAAGGUAUAUUAUAAUGGUUAGUAUUAGAUUUUGUGACUGUUUUGUAAUCUCUUUAUAUUCUAUCCCUUAGCAUUUUCUAUUUUUAGAAACCCAGACACGUAUAAAAUAAAAUUACUAAAAAUU